AUGGGCCGAACGCUUGAGAUUGCGGGUCAGGGCCCUAUCACGCUCGAGGAUGCACUAGAGGAAGAAUACAACGUCAUCAGCCGGCUCUCCUACGGACCAGCCAACGAGAAGCUCUAUCGCGAGCUGUGGGAAGAGCGGUCUUCCAUCGAAGCCCUGACCAGGCAUCAUUUAGGGCUAUCCAAGCGAGACUCCUGCAAGGUGCUGCCGCCAGCCAGCUGGAUCCGUGGCGCCUUCAAUGUUUGCGUCUUUGUCGACGUGCGGCGUGCCGUGCAUCAUGGCUCAUCCGAGCGGGUCGUCUUCCGUUGCCCCCUGCCGCACAAGCUGGCCGAGGCCAGAUACCCCGGCAGUAUAGACGAGAAGCUGAGCUGCGAGGUCGGCGCGCACAUCUGGGUGGAGGAGCAUUGCCCGGAGAUCCGCACUCCUCACCUCUUCGGUUUUGGUUUCUCGGACGGCCGCCACUUUACUCAUACGAGACACGUCUCGUUCUUUGUGCGCACCGUCCAUCGGUUCUGGCGGGCUGUCUAUCAGCUCUUCCGAUUUCCGCUGCUCUCCCGCUUUGUCAGGAACCCGCCCCGCCAAUCCCUGUCUUCGGCGUAUAUGGUCUUGGAGUAUCUGGGUCCCGAAACCGGCCAGACACUUUCGAAGACUUUCGACGCCUACCGAGGAGACAAGCCGCGGCGAGGAAGAUUGUUCAAGGGCAUAGCCCGGAUCAUGCUUUCACUGGCGCGUUUGCCUCAGCCGCGAAUCGGAUCCUUCCAGUUCCAUGACGACGGCACAAUAACGCUGACGAACCGGCCUCUCUCGUGUUCGGUCAUGAUCUUGGAGAACGAGGGCGCAACCAGGACCAUGCAGAGUGGCGAGACGUACAACUGUACCGACGCCUUCGUGUCCGACAUGCUCACGUUUCAUGAUCACCGCUUUCUGAGCCAACCAAACGCUGUCUUCGACGAGAACGACUGCUACACCCAGAUGGCGGUCAAGACGCUCCUACGGGUGUUGUCGCACGCGCACAUCAAACGAGAGCUCCGCAACGGGCCGUUCCCGCUACAGCUUACAGAUUUGCAUGCGAGCAAUAUCUUCGUCGACGACCAGUGGAACGUCACCGGCCUGAUAGACCUGGAAUGGCUGUGCGCUCUGCCAGCCGAGAUGCUCGAUGUGCCGUACUGGCUAACCGGCUGUGCCAUUGACGAGAUCAAGGGGGAAAAACUUGCCCACUUCGAUGAGGUGCGACAGGAGUUCAUGCGGAUAUUCGAAGAGGAGGCCCAGACCGCCAAGUCAACGACUCAGGCAGGACACAACCUGGAUCUCGGAAAAAUCAUGCAAGACGUGUGGGAAUCAAAAGGAGUGUGGUUCUGGCAUUGCCUCUCGUCUGUCAAUGCUAUGUAUCUCCUUCUCGAGGCUCAUUUCUUCCCAUCGCUAUCCCUCGAAGCCGACAAGCUCAUCUCGAAGUUUUGGUGUCAGGACCCGGAGGAUGUUGUGAGGAAAAAGCUCGCUGACAAAAGAGCGUACGACGAGGAGCUUCGAAGCUUGUUUCAUAAUGAGUGAUUGUGGAGAUGUCGAACGGCGUCCAAAUGCCGGCAAUGGUGGAAUAGAAGCAAGUAGGCGUAGCGCGUGGGCGCUGUGGGUUGUUGUACGCCCCUCGGCAAUCUGUCCUCUACCGAGCCAAGUCGAUCCUUCAGCGGUCUCCUUCGUUCUUCUUUUCAUCUUCUCCCUCUUUCUCCUUGUUCUCCUUCUUCCGCUGUCUCUUCUCUCGGGCUCGCUGGCCAGAAGAGAUGACAGCAGCCAUGUCCUGCGCAUUCCCCUUCACGGCGACGUCCGCAUCCUCCACCACACCACUGUAUUCCCCGGAAGAGUGGCCGUCCUUCACGUCCUCGGGCAUUUUCCCUUUUUCCUCCCGCACAACUGUGAAUGGGAUGGGCCGGUCUCAGGAGGUGCUAGC
Molecule: messenger RNA, 1939 nt
Organism: Thermothielavioides terrestris NRRL 8126
Lineage: Eukaryota; Fungi; Ascomycota; Sordariomycetes; Sordariales; Chaetomiaceae
Exons: 2
Coding region: 1-1545 (514 amino acids)
Source: RefSeq, a predicted model, not a curated record